This is a messenger RNA of Helianthus annuus (common sunflower), 568 nucleotides long. RefSeq names its product protein GAST1. Bases 88 to 438 code for a protein of 116 amino acids. The record is from RefSeq and is a predicted model, not a curated record. The transcript is spliced from 4 exons. Lineage: Eukaryota; Viridiplantae; Streptophyta; Magnoliopsida; Asterales; Asteraceae.
UGCUUAAAGUUGUUGCCUAUAAAUCGCCCCUUGGAAGUUGAAAGAAGUACAAAACACUAUCAACUGAAGCUCAGUGAGAGAGCAGAAAUGGCGUUGACAGCAAGUGUUGUGAUGAUUUACAUUGGAAUGAUGAUGCUUCUUCUAUGUGUUCCAGACAACCAUGCGAAAAUGACAGAGUACUCGCCAGCACCUCAGCCACAACCGUCAGGCAACUCUUCCAUGUAUGGGGCCACUCCAGGAAGCCUUAAACCCCAAGAGUGUACACCAAGAUGCACACAUAGGUGCUCGAAAACCGCCUUCAAGAAGCCAUGCAUGUUUUUUUGCCAAAAGUGUUGUGCCACAUGCUUGUGCGUACCUCCCGGGACCUAUGGGAACAAACAAUAUUGCCCGUGUUACAACACAUGGAAGACCAAGAGAGGAGGCCCAAAAUGCCCUUGAUUCAUCUCUUGCUUUCCUCUUUAGAAUCUUCAAUCACUUAUUUAGAUCUGUGUUCACCAUUACGUAAUAUAACAUCACCAAAAUUUUCUAAGUGUGAAAAUGUUAUCCAUAUUAUAGUGUUAUUGUUUUA